Anopheles funestus (African malaria mosquito) is the source of this 7614-nucleotide messenger RNA. RefSeq names its product high-affinity choline transporter 1 (gene ChT). The record is from RefSeq and is a predicted model, not a curated record. Gene Ontology annotation, biological process: transmembrane transport; choline transport; acetylcholine biosynthetic process. The coding region runs from base 2046 to 3839 and encodes 597 amino acids. Gene Ontology annotation, cellular component: plasma membrane. The transcript is spliced from 10 exons. Gene Ontology annotation, molecular function: choline:sodium symporter activity. Lineage: Eukaryota; Metazoa; Arthropoda; Insecta; Diptera; Culicidae.
UUGUUUUUACUAAACUUCAUUUCACGUGUCACGCUAUAAUAUAUUCGUAUAUGUAUUUACGUCACACGCUGAAAGUGAAGAUUACGGAGUGCACUUCUGUCUGCAACCAUAGCAAGCGUUGCUUUCCCUUUACAUUUGACGAUGGCUCUUGUUAUUUUCGGGGGUCUCUUUGCUACAUCGUCGCUCUUUGCACGGUCGAAAAUGUGUUUAUCCACACGCAAGUGUUGUGUUGUAGUGUGUGUAAGUGUAGGUAUGCACAACGAAUCAUUUCAUUCAUACGAAUCACAUACAGUAACACAGCAGAUUUGUGUGCCAGCAGGGAGCAGGAAAUAGUGGGUACCAGUCGAAAAAGCUCGCAUACAGUGCUGGUGGCCUUUGAACCUGGUGGGCUGUCCAAUGAAAAGGACUCGCACACAAAACACCCAUACACGUGCAGCUUCUAAUCGUCCUCUCAUUGAGCAGGAAAGAGCAAACGGUUUUGAGGAGAGCGGUGAGAAUGUGAGCACAGUUUUCCAUGUGUAUUUUCGGUGCACCGUAGGUUCAGCGCACAAGUGCUUGACCGGAGUACAGUUUCUGAUGCUAACCAGUGCGGAUCGUCGCGUUCGUGGUCGUUCGAGCUAAAGAGAGAGACCUCGGGGAACAGGCAGACAUUCUGGUGCAUCUCGGUGGUGGGCACAUGUGCGGGCUACGCUUCAGAACAAGAAAUUCUCCGUCUCAGAAGACAUCCCUACGGUGGGGCGACAGCUGUCCUCGACAGUAAAGCAAAAGCGCAAAGAAAACAAAACCCCCAUUUCUUCAACCAGAGUUUCCAUUCGCAAAGCUGCUUUUGCUAGCCCCCGCCGGGUGGGGACAGGACUAUCUGCAGCAAAUCGAACAAAUCAGCACACAGACACAUAUCCACACGCCCAAGCACUAAGGUUUUACGCACAUUCAUCGAGAUCCCCCCAACAGAAAAACUUAAGCUAGUUCUCCGCACCCAGUAGCAGCAUAGAUCAGCAGGGAUUACCAGCAAUACUUUCACCAUCGAAGGGAAGUCUAGAAACAAUCGAAGUUGUGACGUUAGUGAUUGUGUGUGCAAGGUGAGGAGGUUUUUUGGUUUCCGUAGUGCCCAAAGGACCUUACAGAAGUCCUUACAGAAGCGCGCAAACAAGUUAGUAAGUUUCGUGCACAAAUUAUCGUUGCGGUAAUCUCAGUAGCUGAACUGGAACAGAGAAAAGUGAUCGAAGAUGUUCCCCUAACUAGAAAUUAAUCCGGCGAUCCGUUCCUUCACGGGGGCACAAAUACUAGUGCAUUACCAGUGUUUCGUGUGGAAAUUGUCCUACUUGCACGCGCCAUUAUCAAGGCAAUCGUUUUGUGAAAAUCGUGAAAAGUGAUCCGCUUAAGGAAGAAAAGCAACGAUACAGUGUGCUCUAUUAAUGAGCUCGUGUGUGUGUGUUUCAUACGCGUCAUCAUCUGCUGCUGCGCUUGUUUCGUUGCACGCCGUCUAUUAAUCGCGCCUUCUUUGCCAGCGCGUCUUCAAUCUGCUAUCUAGCAGCAUCCUUUUUUUGCGAAAAAUACGAACGUUUUAAUCAAAGGGCACAGGAAAGGAGCGCAAAACAACAAGCACUGGCGGAUUAUUUUUGCUGCUAGAACCAACAAGACAACGACCUGCGACUGUGCGAUAUAAAUAACUAAACCCACCCCGCCGGAAAUAAAAGCCGGCGCACGUCUCCGGAAAGCAUAACGUGCACACAUAAUAAAACGCCAUGUUACGCCAACGCUAAGGUGUGCAGAACCAGAAACAGAGUGAAAAACCGUUGACCGUAAGCCGCGAUAGCAGGACAAACUUUUGCCAGUGUCAAGGACGUUUGCCCACGUCUUGUGCAAUCUGGUAGAUUUGUGUCUUUGUGGCGUUGAAGAAUCCGGACGAGGCAAAAGCAACCGAACGCAUUGCAAUAUCACGUUUGUGAUUAAGUUGACAUACGGAGACUUAAUCGGUCUCUGCUGGAUUGGUGGCGCGGGGAAGGCACUGAUCGCUUACUGACGCAUUUCGCAAAACAGCCAACAUGAUAAAUAUUGCCGGCGUUGUGAGCAUCGUUCUGUUCUACAUCUUGAUCCUUGCGGUCGGGAUAUGGGCAGGCAGGAAAAAGGAGUCCGGAAAUGAUUCGGAGGAGGAAGUUAUGCUGGCCGGACGUUCGAUCGGUCUGUUUGUCGGUAUUUUCACCAUGACCGCAACCUGGGUCGGUGGUGGUUACAUUAAUGGCACGGCGGAAGCAAUCUACACAUCCGGUUUAGUCUGGUGUCAGGCUCCAUUCGGUUAUGCGCUCAGCUUAGUGUUUGGUGGCAUCUUCUUCGCGAAUCCAAUGCGAAAACAGGGCUACAUUACCAUGCUGGACCCUUUGCAGGACAGCUUCGGUGAGCGGAUGGGAGGUUUGCUCUUUCUGCCCGCACUCUGCGGUGAAGUGUUCUGGGCGGCAGGUAUUUUGGCCGCUCUCGGCGCCACCCUGUCGGUCAUCAUCGACAUGGAGCAGGAGACUUCGGUCAUCCUGUCGGCGUGCAUCGCCGUCUUCUACACCCUGUUCGGAGGGUUGUACUCUGUGGCGUACACAGACGUGAUACAGCUGUUCUGUAUCUUCAUCGGGCUGUGGAUGUGUAUUCCGUUUGCGUGGGCAAACGAUCACGUCAAAAGUCUAUCGUCGAUGGACGUGGACUGGAUCGGUGAGAUCGGCGAAGGGUACACAUGGUUCUAUCUCGACUACGGACUGUUGCUAAUAUUUGGUGGUAUUCCCUGGCAGGUAUACUUCCAGCGUGUGCUUUCCAGUAAAACGGCUGGACGGGCUCAAAUCCUUUCCUACGUAGCAGCGUUUGGUUGCAUCCUGAUGGCCAUUCCACCCGUUCUCAUUGGUGCCAUCGCAAAGGCAACACCCUGGAACGAGACAGACUAUAAGGGACCAUGGCCACUAACAACCCAGGAAACGAGUAUGAUUCUGCCGAUGGUGCUCCAAUACCUGACGCCGGACUUUGUGUCAUUUUUUGGGCUUGGUGCCGUCUCAGCGGCCGUCAUGUCUUCGGCGGACUCGUCCGUGUUGUCCGCUUCCUCGAUGUUUGCCCGCAACGUUUAUCGGUUGAUCUUCCGGCAGCGUGCCUCUGAGAUGGAAAUUAUCUGGGUCAUGCGUGUGUCCAUCCUGGUCGUCGGUGUACUGUCCACCAUUAUGGCCCUCACCAUACCCUCCAUCUAUGGGCUUUGGUCAAUGUGUUCCGAUCUGGUCUACUGUAUUCUCUUCCCGCAGCUUCUGAUGGUGGUACAUUUCAAGCAUCAUUGCAAUACGUACGGCAGCUUGGCAGCGUACAUAAUUGCGUUCCUGGUGCGUCUAUCAGGGGGUGAAGCCAUGCUCGGUCUGCCCGCUCUAAUCCACUAUCCGGGCUACAAUGAAGAAACCAGCACCCAGAUGUUCCCCUUCCGAACGAUGGCCAUGAUCAUGAGUUUGAUCACACUGGUAGGCGUGUCCUGGUGGACGAAGUGGGUAUUUGAAACUGGACGGUUUGCACCACACUACGACUAUUUCCGUUGCGUGGUCAAUAUUCCCGAAGAGUUGCACCGUGUCGGUGAGCCAUCGGAUUCAGGCGAACAGCUCUCGGUGAUGGCUGGUGGUAUGACGCGUAUGUACGGUGCAGCUACAAUGGUUGGUAAGGAUGAACGCAACGGACGAAUAAAUCCGGCCCUCGAACCGGACGACGAUCUGCCGGUAGUAGAGGCACAGCGACAGAUGCAACAAUCCGCAGGCGGAGGUGGUGGUGUCGCAGUACCGGGCAGUGUCGUCCCAGGCACCGGCCCGGCCCAGGCUCAUACGGCCUUUUGAAACGCACCCACCGGUACCGGCGUUCGGUUUGACUGAACGGAUCCGGCUGGCAGCAGUACGGUCGAACCCGAACCGGCAGACGAACGUAAACGGCUUUAUUAGCAGUGCAGUAUUUGGAGCAGUGUGCUCCACCCCACAACCGUGUGAACCGUAUAAAGUGACGAAUUAUCAGCAACAAAUACAUAUCAAAGAUACACGUGGGACAGGUGUAGUAUUAACAAAUAUGCAGUAAGUUGGAAUGCAAAGUGAAAAAAAAUAAUAAAGACCUUAGAGCCACUAGCGUUGGAAGAAAAUGAAGGAAACAAAGUGACACGCAAACGUUUAAAGACAAGAGCAAGUAACGAAUACAUAUCAAAUCAAAUCAAUAGCAUACAGGAGGGAGUAAAGUAAGCAACUAAAACAAACCCUAGGAUGCAUGUUCAUCAAGCAACAAAUACAUAUCAAGUAUGAUAGGGGAGAAAACAAAACGAUAGGGAUUAUUAUACAUAUGUUAACGAAACAAAACAAAAACUAGUAAUGAUUAUACUUACCUAUAACUGUUAGUUGGUUUUCAAACCAUCUCCUAAUGAACGGUGGUAAAUUGCAGGACAGAACAUGGAACAGGCGACCGUUAUGGUUAAUUCUUAGCAAAUUUUAAACGCAUGUUAGCAAUGGAAGAAAUGGAAUAGUGUUUACUUUCAACCUAGUGUUUUCCGUUUCAGUUUUAGUUUUCCUCAUUUGUGAACAUUUGUACGAGUAGAUAGGAAUGUUGAAAAUCGCUAAGCGUAUGAAAGGAUUAUCAGGAAAGUUGUUUGUUAUGCAUUUAGUUCAAAUUUUCGGUUAUUUUUGUUUUACUCAUUUCACAUCCUCCUACAUAGACAAGCUUUAAAGUUUCGAAAUGAAUCAAUUUACAGAGAUACUUAAUUGAAGAGCGUAUGGAAAUGUUUAAAAAAUAAAGGUGCUAGAGACAAAGGAUGAGAAGGUAAAAAAAUUGCUUAAAAACAUGGAUGGAUUUCCUAUUGUUAAUGUUUUGUUCAGACAAAAAAUCGUUUUCAACUUUAACCUAAUUCCUGUUAAGAUGUUGUUGCAGAGUUUAGUCGCAAAAGCAAAAGCAUGGAACGAACGAACAGCGUUGACGUGUGUAUGUGUGUGGAGAAAAAUGAGAGAAACAAACCUAUAGAACUGAUAAUUAAGUCCCGGGCAGGUGAGCGGUACGAACAUAUCAUUAAAAAAAAAAAAACAAGUAUAAACAACUUCAACUGUAAGUUGCUACUUCACUGGAACAUAUCGAUGAUAUAUUACUAGGAAAGAAUAUAUAUAUAUAUAUAUACAUCUAUAAAUAUACAUAUAAAAAUAUACAUACAAGUCUGUUGGAAGAAGAAAGCAAAACCCAUACCAUAGAUUUCGAAUGUAUAGUUGUAUGAAACAAAACAAAAAGAAAAUACAACCACACAAACAAACACAGCUAAAUACAUAACGUAAAACGACUCGACUAUACUGUCGUAAGUGAAGCGUUUCAAAAAGAGAAAAGCUGUGUUUUCAGACACGUAUUACUAAGACGAGACAUGAAAGUUACUUCUGCAGAGCCGGUGUAGAGUUUCUUAGUACACUAAAAACAAAGGCAAAACAGCUAAAGUAGAAUGAGAAGUGUAGAUUAUGUUGAGUAAAAACCCCUGGAAGAAACUAAGCAAGAGGCGAAUCGAAAUACACAAAAACAUAUCAAUCAGUGACCUUCCAGCGUUGAAAUCUUCUGUCCCUCGUUUCGAUCCACGUUCGAUCUUCGUCACUGUUAGAAUGCAUUUACGUUUUACAUCCGGAAGAUAGAAAAACGGAGAUUAAACUAAGUGAUUAAAAAGGUAUAUCAAAUGUAGAAGCAAAGAAACCGAACACUUUAACUAUCCUCACGAGCUGUACCAUUUAAACCGAAUUGUUCUAUUGACGUGCCUCCCCCUUGGUGGAAUUUUGAUAAGGGUAAAUACUACCCCCAUUUGUGAGCCUGUGAAACUGGUGUCCCGAUCGGUGUGUUGUGUUUCGAGGUUGUAUAAAAAAUCCGAUCAUAUCGAUCCCAUCAACGAAACGAUUUGCUGCUGUGCUAGGAUCCCAACGCGCUCCGAAAAAUCUAAAAAACCAAAUUUUUUUCGUUAAGUUUUGCCUUUUCGCUACACACCCUGUAGUUGCUGCUAUUACAUACCGUCUAAGCUUACAAUGUGCUGUGGCCAUCUCUUAUUAAUGUACCUCUCUUUUCUUAAGUGUUACAUGCAUGUUGUUCACCGUUCGAUCGAUCGAUCGUAACGAUCGAGAAUGUUUGUUGUUUCGCUUACGAUCUGACUUUCAUCAACUGAUCCAUUUUACGUUUUCCUAUUAAACAAUCGUGCCCGUGGCACUGGCCAUUAAUCUAUUUGCAAAAUCUUACUGCUGGGAACUUUUAGUGGCAAUCUGGCCACUAAACGAUCCACACUUGACUUGUUAGAUUGUUGAAAAAAACAAACAAACGAAACUCUAUUGUAAUAUCAAAACCAAAAAAAGUUACAAAAUGUUGUUCUUAGCUGUGCUACUAUUUAACAUAGGAUAAACAUUCGAUUGCAAUCGUGUGUGCGUAACGUUGGACGGGUAAGUCACUAAACAAAACCGAUCCGCACACAACGUGAAACACCUGGCAAGAGAAUGUCACCAAAACAAAAAUAUGGAAUACAUUUGUUUGAAGCAACUAAUUGCGCUAAUUGUUGAUAUCUGAGUGGACUUACAAAUUGUGAAAACGAAAUUCUAUCUAGUAAAACCUACACUUAUUGUAAAGCAAAGAGUUAAGGCUUAAUUGAAUGGGAGCAGUGAAUGAAACGUACAACAGCAGAAGAUAUACUCAUCAUCGUUGUUAAUGGGUAAGCCUCCAUCCGAACAAAAACAAAAAAGAAAAGAAAAGGAAAAUCGACACAUAUCGUACAUAUAUAAAUACUAACAUAUGCAUUAUAUAUACCUGGCAACAGUUGGAUACAGACAGGCUAACCAAACCAAAAAAAGUAAAAACGGUACAAUUAGAGCAUAGUGGAACUGAACCAAAACUACACGCGCUUCAGCAGGUUACGAAUAUUGUUAAACGACACAAAAAAGAAAAUGGAAUAUCCUACCUUAUGUGUUUUACUGUUGGGUUAAAAACAACAAUACAUAUGAGAAUAAUUUAAAAUCAAAUAGAACCAUAUCUGCCGUGAGCUUCAAAGAAAGUAAACUGACAUUGUUAUGGAAAAAUAAAUUUAAGCAGCCACCAAUUCAACCAAAACAAAACCAUUCCAAUUAAUUGUUUAGCAAUUUCCUCAAACAUCCCAUAAUCCCGCUUGAAAAUAUCCACCAAACAAACAAAAAAUGCAUUUUAAUAUUAGACCGUUGUUGUAGACAGCUUCAACGUAUCGGAUGAAAAGCAUUUAACGCAACAGUCAUAAAAGAAAUGAAGAAAAAAGGCUCCCAGAAACAAAAGAAAAUCGAAAAUCCCAAUAGAUGUACAUGUAUUUUAUUAGAACAUUAAGAUAAUUAUACAAACACACACACACACACACACACAAACAUAUGUAUAUGUAGAAAACCAAAAGCAAAAGAUUAAACAAACCUAGUGAUCGGACUGAGUGAACGAAAUGCGUAGUGUGAUGUCUUGUCCGUCAAACUUGGAUUGAAUUAUCCCAGGAUCAAUGUGAAGUGACGACGAUGCGUGGAAAGGAUGUGGACGGGAAAGAAAUGCCUGAAGUUAAUAAAUAAAAUCAAACGUUCAGUUCACAUCAAAGUGUGUGAAUUGAUUGUGGGAUAAAGCUAA